AUGUGCAGAUACUUCACGGGAGGAUCCUGCUACAGCUAUUUCUGUGAUAAAUCGCACAAUCUGCUGGAAUCCAAAAUAAUGCUCAAAUGCCGUUGGAUGAGCCAAAUGACCAUCGAGAACUUCCAGAUGCUCUGCGAUCUGAAACACGAUGAGAGGCACCAGGUACCUCGACGGGUGGCUAAUAAUGAGGCCAGGGAGGCUCGACACAAGACAAGAGACAUAGGGGGAAGAAGGCCAAGAAAAAGAGAUGAUUCUCAGGACUCAGACGGCAGUAGCAUGGAAAGAAAAAAUGAAGUGUCGACAGAGAAAACACCAGAAAUUUGCCUCACUUAUAUUUGGAAGUUUUGCAAGCUGGGAGAUACGUGCCCCAAUAUGCACUACUACUUACCAUACCGCUGGCAAGAGUUUAAUGGAAGUGAAUGGGCCGACUUUCAAAAUAUGGAGGACAUUGAAAUGGCUUAUAGUGAUCCUAACAAUGCCAGCUACAGAUCAGUUGAUUUCCAGACCAUGAAAGCUGGUGAUAAGCAGGUCCGCAGACUCUCCACCCCGUCAUCGGUCAAUCAACCGGAGGAAUAUGUUCUGACCACUGAGUGGAUUUGGUACUGGAAGGAUGAGUUUGGCACCUGGACCAAGUGUGAGCAUUCUAACACAAAGAACGCGAGUUCCUCCAUUUGUUCAUCAGACUUGGAAACCAUUUACUUCCAUAACCCCGGUGGGACCAUCCCGUUCACUGCUGGAAAGCGGAACUACAUCAUCAACUGCCAAGAAAUGAGGCAGAGGAAGACGGAGGAGGAGGUGCGACGCAGACCUAUUUUCCAGAAUUUUAGAAAAGUGAAGAUGUUGAAAGGAAGCAUCAAAGCUGCUGCAGGCCGUUCAAAACAAAAGCCAUCAAAUCCCCUUCUCAGGACUUCAAACUACCCAGCGGAAUGGGACAUGAACGCCAUGCCAGACAUUGGUUAUAAGACAGUUCUUGUAGACAAUACUUGUGCAGAGUUCUCAAACAUCGUCAAAAUGUUUAGUAAGACAGUCUCCGGUCAAACAGUGAAGAAACUAUGGCGUAUUCAGAACCCCACCCUCUGGCAGGUCUAUCAGUGGCAGAAGGAUCAGAUGAAGGAGAAAAAUUCUGGUAUUGCUGUGGAUGAGCGCCAGCUGUUUCAUGCCACGGAAAGCGCUAAUAUUGACGCCAUCUGCAGAGACAACUUUGACUGGCGUAUCUGCGGCAUGAACGGUGAUCUAUACGGACAAGGAAGUUAUUACGCCAGGGACGCGUCCUACUCCCACAACUACUCCCCGCCCACCUCUAAGGGGAGGCGCACCAUGUUUGUGGCUCGUGUGCUGGUCGGUGACUUUGUCGUAGGGGAUUCCAAAAUGCAACGCCCGCCUCAGAAAUCCAACGACACCAAGAGUUAUGACUCCUGUGUGAACAACAUCCGCAACCCGUCAGUCUUUGUGGUGUUUGAGAAAAACCAGAUCUACCCGGAGUACAUCCUGGAAUACAAGGAAAAGAGGACAUCUUUCUGUAUUAUUCUGUAA
Molecule: messenger RNA, 1533 nt
Organism: Nanorana parkeri
Lineage: Eukaryota; Metazoa; Chordata; Amphibia; Anura; Dicroglossidae
Product: poly [ADP-ribose] polymerase 12-like
Exons: 10
Coding region: 1-1533 (510 amino acids)
Molecular function (GO): NAD+ poly-ADP-ribosyltransferase activity
Source: RefSeq, a predicted model, not a curated record